AUGUGUACUGCAAACAUCUGGAUUACUUUGGAAGUAAUGGUACUGGAAUUUGCCAAAGUCCCUUUUUUGAGCCUGCUAUCUGAUAUGUCACAUGGUGACGGGGCCCAUCGGAGCCCUACGUUGGUGUCGGAGGAACCGACCUUGUUUGUGAUGAGCCCUUCAAGUUCGACUCCGCGAGCACAAGCCAAUAUUCAAGGAUCAAUGAUGAGACCUGCAUCUUUACCUUGGGGAGCUCACACUGCUCUUAAUUCUCAGCUCACGAUCGCCGGCCGGCCCGUUCGACACUGGCCGCGGGCUACUUCACCAGCAGCCAACUCUUUCCAGAUUUUUCAAAGCUCUAUAUUUAUGUCGAUCCCGAUAGUGAUCAAAAAGAGUAGAGAAAAGGGGAGGAAAUGGAGUAAGGAAUCGCGCGAGAUUGCGGGAUCAUUGAGGGCAUCUGGUUUGUCGAUCGCUUCGUUUGGACCAAAUAAAUACACGGAUGCGAAUCGGAUAAAUGUAAGAUUAAUCAAGCUGACGAUGGACUUUUUUGUUUUGCUUUUUGAGCCGGAUCAGAUAUUUUGCCAGAAGGUUGAUGGUUAUUGCGAACACUCGCAGGGGGCGAUGCAGAGCGUUUUUCCGGAUAUUGGAUCGGGGCUUGGGCUGGGGCCGUUAGAACAAAGACAGGUAACUUUGGGUUCGCAAUGA
Molecule: messenger RNA, 684 nt
Organism: Puccinia graminis f. sp. tritici CRL 75-36-700-3
Lineage: Eukaryota; Fungi; Basidiomycota; Pucciniomycetes; Pucciniales; Pucciniaceae
Exons: 4
Coding region: 1-684 (227 amino acids)
Source: RefSeq, a predicted model, not a curated record